AUGACUCUGAUUGCAAAGCAAGAUACGUCCGUUGAGCCCAAGCAGAAAGCACAAACUUCAGCUGCUGCUGCUGCUGCUGCACCAUAUUAUAAGAAACAAGCAAAGUACCAUGAUAAACGAACAACAACAAACAAGGCACAUUUGGUAGAUACCAUUAUUCGUCAUAGAAUAUUGGACUCUAUUUUCUACAAGCAACACCUUUACCUUGCGAAUGAAGCAACUAUACUUCAAGUUAUUACAAAACACGUACAUUAUAUAGGCGGUGUUGAUUCUAUGGGCCGUCCAUCACCUUUUAUCCAGUGUUUGUUUCGACUACUAGAGCUCAAUCCAUCAAAAGAAAUAGUCCAUGUAUAUCUACAUCAGCUUGAGUUUAAUGAGUUCAAGUACCUUUUGGCAUUGAGUUUGCUAUUUGUUAGAUUGACAUAUCCAAGCGAAGAGGUAUAUAGUAUAUUUGAUGAGUUUGCACAAGACUAUAGGAAGUUGAGGUACAAGAUGAAAGUACCUGAUUUUGAUGAGAAUAAACUUGCAAUAUUUUACAAAAUAGGGUAUAUGGAUGAGUUUUUGGAUGAUUUGUUGAUGAAGGAGAGGGUGGUGGACCUAUUAUUACCGAGGUUAACCCUGAGGAACACUUUGGUCGAGCAAGCAUUAGCCGUGCCGAGGAAGUACUAUGUUGAUGAGACUCUAGCUAAACAGGAGGAUGAUUUAUCGAGCGAAGAGGACGAAAUAGAAGGGGCAGAUGAAGAAGAAAAAGACGAAAAAGAAGUAUAA
Molecule: messenger RNA, 768 nt
Organism: Lodderomyces elongisporus
Lineage: Eukaryota; Fungi; Ascomycota; Pichiomycetes; Serinales; Debaryomycetaceae
Gene: FGR16
Product: U4/U6-U5 snRNP complex subunit
Exons: 1
Coding region: 1-768 (255 amino acids)
Cellular component (GO): precatalytic spliceosome
Source: RefSeq, a predicted model, not a curated record